This is a messenger RNA of Pieris rapae (cabbage white), 1220 nucleotides long. RefSeq lists its product as uncharacterized. NCBI's taxonomy places the organism in Eukaryota, Metazoa, Arthropoda, Insecta, Lepidoptera, Pieridae. The transcript is spliced from 7 exons. The coding region runs from base 99 to 776 and encodes 225 amino acids. The record is from RefSeq and is a predicted model, not a curated record.
AACACUAUCAGUAUAUUUUAGCGCAUUAAAACUGUGUACAUGUAACGUUCUGUGUUCUUUAUAAAAUUUCAUUAUUUCUACCCAGAGUAUGUAACAUAAUGUUAGUUUUGUUAUUUUAUACAUGCAUCACUAUCACAAUAACCAGUGCACUACCAGGUGAAACUAUUAAAAGUCAAGGUGAAUGCCCAACAUUUUGCGAAGGGUUGGCUUAUAAAUGUAUAAAGGGACAAUGUUAUUGUGCAAAUGGAUUCGCCCCGAACUAUUACCAGACACAAUGUGUAAAAUGUCCAGGAUUAGGAGAGGCCUGUUAUGGACCGUGCUGCGGUGAUAAUAUUACUCUGCAUUGUUGGAACGGAGUCUGCCAAUCAUGUUACGGACCAAACGGAAACUGGGUGUGCCGAGAUUCAGUGGAUCACAUAGUACUUGUAUCUGGUACUCAGAUUGUGAUGGCAAGUGCGCUGGUGUUAGGAAUAAUUGCCACCUUCGUACUCCUUUAUAAACUUUGUGCUGCUACUACGAUCAGACCUGUGGGAAGAAGUGUAAAUGGGUCAACGGAUGGAGGAAGGCUAUCCGUCGGAAGCUUACAAAUUUACGUCGAUGAACGAUUACGUGAUGCACCCCCAAGAUACACCAGAACAGCGCCUUCAGAGUCAUUAAUUUGCCCGGCACCUCACUAUCUUAAUUCUGGUUUUAUUCACGACAAUAGUCUACCACCGCCUGCUUACACUCCACCUGAAAGAAAAGAAGAGAGUCCAAAUGGAAUAGUUCAUAUGUGAUAAAGUAUUGUGAUAUUGUUGUUAUUGCAAAAAUCGAUCUUAUAAGAUACUAAUAUUAAGUGUAAAUAUUUUAUAAAUACAUUUAUUAAAAUAUAAAAUUUCCUCUCCCCGUAAAAUUGCAGCAAAAUCGAAUACUACUGAAUGUGUUAGUAUUUACGUCAAUGAUACAAUGAGGGUAAUUAUUAUUUUAUUAAAAAUAAGAUUCAAUGACGCAAAAUUUACAUGAUUUAUGAGGAAGGGAAGUACAUUAUAUCUCCUAUUGUGUAGUAUGCACAGGGCAGGUAAUAUAAAUAAAUAGUAUGUGAAAGUAUAGAAGAUAGUAUAUUUUAAGACUUUGCAAAUUGGUAAUGAUGUAAAAUUCCAGGGGUAUUCCAUAAAAAGUUCAUUAUAUUCAUUAUAUGGUCAUUAUGUACUUUUGAAGCAAUUAUAUUUUAUUAAAUUUUA